Molecule: messenger RNA, 1038 nt
Organism: Brettanomyces nanus
Lineage: Eukaryota; Fungi; Ascomycota; Pichiomycetes; Pichiales; Pichiaceae
Exons: 1
Coding region: 1-1038 (345 amino acids)
Biological process (GO): positive regulation of DNA-templated transcription, elongation; regulation of transcription by RNA polymerase II
Cellular component (GO): cyclin/CDK positive transcription elongation factor complex; nucleus
Molecular function (GO): cyclin-dependent protein serine/threonine kinase activator activity
Source: RefSeq, a predicted model, not a curated record
AUGUCAAUAACACCGGAAUCCGAUAAUAGAAACUCGCCUUCAAAGUCGAUCAAUGUGAUCCAACUGGCAAAGCCGUUUCUAUCUUCGAAAGAGAUCUCUUACCUCAUACACAAUACACUUGGAGACGGUGAUAGAAUACGAAGUUAUAAGCAGGACAAGAGGGAAACUUUCCAGUUUCUCAUUCGAUUAGUCAAAGUAUUGCAAUUUCCCAUCAAAGUUAUGCAGAACUGCUCCUAUUUAUAUCAGAGAUUCUAUCUCCUGACCGACAAUUUGGCCAGGUAUGGUCCCCUACACUAUGAGGUAGGCAUAACAGCACUAUUUGUUUCCCUCAAAAUGAACGAUUUUAUCAAGAAGCUCGGCCUUGUCUUGCAAGAAUCUAACACUCUUAGAGGACUGCAUCUUUCAUCGUCAGAGUCGGAUGAUCAGAGACGAAUCGUGAUGAAUAUGGAAAAAACUAUGAUGGAGUGUGAAAGCUUUGAUUUUAGAAACUAUUGCAUAGAAGAUCUGCUUGUUAAAUUUACAAAGCUCUAUAAAGUUCCAGAGAAGGAGAGCUAUGUGUGUUGGUCUGUCUUGAAUGAUUUGUAUCUUACUCAGUUGCCUUUACAGUUCCCUGCUCAUAGUAAUGCCGUCAUAGCCAUGAGAACUGCGUUGCUUAUAUUCAACUCCGUAUCUCAGACCAAGACGAACUAUAACAUCGAUCUUCAUAGAAUCAAUAUGAGACCAGAUAAUGAUACUCUUGUCUCAGGAAUCAGUCAGUUACUCGAGUAUUAUAUCGACAAUUAUGCCAUAACUUUCCUUAAGAGCUCAUUAGGAGAGGUUCGUAUGGUGAACGAAUUGAAGGAAUUAGUUGAUGAAAUUCUCAACUUGAAGAUUGAUUUCGAUGACAGAUUCAACAGUAAACGAUCCGCCAUGGUCCCUUCAACAACUAUCAGGCAGGAUAUGUUCUUCCAGCCUAGAAAUCCUGACAUUGGUAAGUAUGGCUGUAUCAGAUUUGUCUACAAUAAGAAGAGGUAUGUAGAUGAAGUCAGUCAUAGAUGA